AUGUUCCACCUUGCUUCCGAAUUAAAGCCAUUAAAUCCUAAUCAAAUAAUGGCAUUAUUUAGGGUAUAUAUUGCGAAAGAAUGCCAACCUAAAUACAUUAAGAAAGCUGAAAUGCAAGUACUUGGUACCUUAAAAAUCGAUUUAUCCAAGGCAUUGGAUCAUCCUGUGAAAUUUUGGUUAACUUUUGGCACGAUGGAAAUAAAAGCCACGGAUAAAAAUAAGCCGAUAAACGAAACAUAUCAUACUACUUCGAUCAUUAACAGUUAG
Messenger RNA from Dentiscutata erythropus, 267 nucleotides. The record is from the annotation of a GenBank genome assembly. NCBI's taxonomy places the organism in Eukaryota, Fungi, Glomeromycota, Glomeromycetes, Diversisporales, Gigasporaceae.